ACAUCUCAUGCUAAUGUAAACAAAUAUUAUAUUCCUAGAUUUAUAUUUAAAAGAUGUUUAUCAGAUAGUGUUCUUCUGCUGAUGAGACUAACAUCUUGAAAUAAAUAUUUAUCUAAAUGUCCAUAGUCGAGUAUUAACGAGAGUGGGAUAUCGUUAAUGCAUUUUAUUUGAUUAUAAUACGGCCUGCGUGUCGUGCCUUAUCUCAUAAACUCUUGUUGUAAAUCUAUUUCUCUCCCUUACCUCAACCGAGGAUUCUUUUCUUACGUGGUGGUUAGAAGACGAAAAGAUUUGAAGACCGUUUGAAGAAAUCUAAAAGAAUGGAGAUAGCCCGAAGUCCAAGUGACCGGAAGCCAGUGGGAGCUAUCGUUUUAUUUUUCUUUUAGGGGCCACAAUCAUUACACGUUUAUUUACUGCAUUUUGUGAAUGCAUGUUGAAUAUGGCAAACAACAACAACCCUUUCAACCUGCGAUAUGUUCUAGAAAAGGAAAAAUUAUCUAGAACCAACUUUCUUGAUUGGGAGAUGAAUCUUAAGAUUGUUCUCGAAUGCGAGAAAAAGCUCUACGUCCUUACCUCUGAGCCUCCCAAAGCUCCUGAAGCAAACACUCGUGCUGCAGGAAUUACUUCGUACAAGAAUAAGCUGGCAACGGGUAACCCAGUUGGUCCCCACGUUCUCAAGAUGAUCGGUCAGAUCGAAACUCUUGAAAAACUGGACGCCCCGUUGCACCCUAUGCUGGCAACUGAUCUCAUCUUGGGAUCAUUACCAGCUAAGUAUAGUCAAACUGUAGUGAACUUCUACAUGAACAAACUAGAGAUGACUAUGCCUGAGCUACUGAAAUUCCUCACAACUGCUGAGGAGAGUCUAGGGAAGGGCAAGGGUAAGUCUGUCCUGAUGGUAGAGGGCAGUACUAUUGCGAAGAAGAGUGGGCCACGUUCGCCGGCCGGGACCAAGCGCAAGGGUUCUAAGAAACCCAAGCCAGCGUCCAACUCCUCUUCGUUGAAACCCAAAGAAGGAGCUAAGAAGAAGUCUGCUGUAUGCUAUUAUUGUGGCAAAAAGGGCCACUGGAGGCGCAACUGCGCAAAAUUACUGGCAGAGAGGAAAGAGGGAAAGAAACCUCAAACCUCAGGUAUCUUCGUUAUUGAAGUCAAUAUGUCUGAUAUCACCUCUUGGGUGAUGGAUACUGGAUGUGGUUCUCACAUCUGUACUUCUAUGCAGGAUCUGCAUGAACGUAGACAAUUGACGGAGGGAGAGAUACAACUAAAAGUCGGCAAUGGCGCACUCGUAAAUGCAUUAGCCGUCGGAACCUAUAGUUUAUCUCUACCUAGUGGUCUUGUAUUGCAGUUAAAUAAUUGUCUGUUUGUACCCAGUAUGAGCAGAAACAUCAUUUCUGUAUCCUGCCUUGACAAAGCAGGAUUUUCAGAGAGAAAGUGAUUAUUUGGGGUUCCAAUAAUAUCAUUUUGUGUAUAGAAAAUAUCUAUAAUAUUUUCUAAAUAUUAUUAGAAAUAUUUUCUAUAGAAAUAUAUAAGAUUAUUAUUAUCCCAAUUUUAAUCUUUAUAUUUUAUACUACUAUAAUCUUUACUAGCAUAAAGAUUGUGGUAGACUCCGGCGUUGUUCGUGUGUCAAAGUUGGAGACCGGACGCUUGAACGGUUACGUUUGCACUUUCAACGCUCUUCCUACGACUUCUUUGUUUUUACCGCUUACGGAGAAAGGAACAAGAAAAAGAAAAGAAAACUCCAACUCCAUGGUAGUAUGUUAAGGAAGAAUAAGAAAGAGUAAGAAAACCAUCCAAACUUUCCAAAUCCCGAAACCAAAACACAUCAGUCCACUUUGAGGUAAAAACUGAAAUUUUCCAUCCAUUAUUUCGAAAUAUUUCUUGAACCAAAAGUGUAGCCCCGGACGAUACGAAUCCAGCCCAACAAACGGCUCGCGAUUUUGUUGAGUAACGAAGAAGAUAUGGCCAAAAUACCGGGAUUGCAGCAGUGGUGGCGAGCUCCUCAGGUUGGCAUAUGUUUCUUCACCAAAUUCAUAUUGUUUCAUUCCAAGAACUCACCAUAAACUCUAUAACAAUUAUUAGGAACAUCCGGAAGGUAUCGUAGAGAAGGUUCGGUGUUGGAAUAUUGAAGUUAAUGGGUUAAUCAUCGGAAUCGUUGUUCACCGGAGUAUUUAAAAAUCCUGGACAGCAACUUUCCCCUAACUUCAGGUCCGAUUUACGCUACUUUGGAUUCAUUAUCUCAAAAUACUUUCUAUACGAAAGUUAUAGCCUUACAUCUUAGCAAUCAAUAAGAUUAAACGGUUUGCGAUUCCGUGAAGACACGAUGGAGAUAUGCCCAAAACAAGGCAGGCUGUCCGAUUGUGACGAGAAUGACAAAGUUGGUGAAUUCCGUUGUUGUUUCCACUACCGAUCAUCCGUAAGGUUUCGACCGAUGAUUUCCAGGUCUGUACCUUUGCGUUAGACUUGUCGAAUCAUUCAUCACAUACAUACAUGAACAUAUAUGUUAAUCCAUAUGUUGAAACUAUCUCUAAAAUGUAUAUGUGAUACUUAUAUAUGUCAUCUAUGUGUUAAGACCAAAAUACACCAAAUCCAUAAAG
This is a messenger RNA of Cuscuta campestris, 2588 nucleotides long. The record is from the annotation of a GenBank genome assembly. Lineage: Eukaryota; Viridiplantae; Streptophyta; Magnoliopsida; Solanales; Convolvulaceae.